Molecule: messenger RNA, 4944 nt
Organism: Myotis davidii
Lineage: Eukaryota; Metazoa; Chordata; Mammalia; Chiroptera; Vespertilionidae
Gene: MTMR6
Product: myotubularin related protein 6
Exons: 13
Coding region: 406-1863 (485 amino acids)
Biological process (GO): dephosphorylation
Cellular component (GO): nuclear envelope
Molecular function (GO): phosphatidylinositol-3,5-bisphosphate phosphatase activity
Source: RefSeq, a predicted model, not a curated record
UAACAUUUUUUUCUUUUUUAGGUUGAGCAAGUGAAAUUACUUGACCGAUUCAGUACCAACAACAAGUCAUUAACAGGAACACUAUAUCUUACGGCCACACAUCUAUUAUUUAUAGACUCUCAGCAGAAAGAAACCUGGAUAUUGCAUCAUCAUAUUGGCUCAGUGGAGAAACUGGCUUUGACGACUUCUGGAUGCCCACUUGUGAUUCAGUGCAAGAACUUCAGGAUUGUGCAUUUCAUUGUUCCCAGAGAAAGAGAUUGCCAUGAUAUUUACAACUCUUUGCUACAACUGUCAAAACAAGCAAAAUACGAAGAUCUCUAUGCGUUCUCUUAUAACCCCAAACAAAAUGAUUCUGAACGACUGCGAGGUUGGCAGCUUAUUGACCUUGCUGAGGAAUAUAAGAGAAUGGGCGUGCCAAAUUCAAACUGGCAGUUGUCUGAUGCCAACCGAGAAUACAAGAUUUGUGAAACUUAUCCCAGAGAACUUUAUGUUCCCCGAAUAGCAAGCAAACCAAUAAUUGUUGGUAGUUCUAAGUUCCGGAGCAAGGGAAGAUUUCCAGUUCUUUCCUACUAUCAUCAAAAUAAGGAGGCUGCCAUUUGUCGAUGCAGUCAACCACUGUCGGGAUUCAGUGCCAGGUGUCUGGAAGAUGAACAUUUGCUUCAAGCCAUCAGUAAAGCCAAUCCAGCCAAUCGCUAUAUGUAUGUCGUGGAUACCAGGCCUAAACUGAAUGCAAUAGCCAACAGAGCAGCUGGAAAAGGUUACGAAAAUGAAGACAACUAUUCUAAUAUUAGAUUUCAGUUUGUUGGAAUUGAAAAUAUUCAUGUCAUGCGGUCCAGCCUUCAGAAGUUAUUGGAAGUUAAUGGUACCAAAGGGCUUUCUGUCAAUGAUUUCUACUCUGGUUUGGAGAGCUCAGGAUGGCUUCGCCAUAUCAAAGCUGUCAUGGACGCUGCAAUCUUCUUAGCCAAAGCAAUAAUGGUGGAAAAUGCAAGUGUGUUGGUUCAUUGUUCUGAUGGCUGGGAUAGAACUUCCCAGGUUUGUUCCCUUGGCUCUCUUUUAUUGGAUUCCUACUACAGAACAGUCAAAGGAUUCAUGGUUUUAAUAGAAAAGGAUUGGAUCUCCUUUGGACAUAAAUUUUCAGAGAGGUGUGGCCAUUUGGACGGAGACCCAAAGGAAGUUUCACCAGUGUUUACUCAGUUCUUGGAAUGUGUGUGGCAUUUGACUGAACAGUUUCCACAAGACUUUGAAUUCAAUGAAGCGUUUCUUCUUCAGAUUCAUGAACAUAUUCAUUCAUGCCAAUUUGGAAACUUCCUUGGAAAUUGUCAGAAGGAAAGAGAAGAACUCAAGUUAAAAGAGAAGACUUACUCCCUGUGGCCAUUUCUUCUGGAUGACCAAAAGAAGUACUUAAAUCCACUGUACAGUUCCAAUUCUCAGAAAUUUGCUGUUUUGGAGCCAAAUACAGCAUCUUUCAAUUUUAAGUUUUGGAGAAACAUGUACCACCAAUUUGAUCGAACAUUGCAUCCCAGGGAGUCAGUGUGUAACAUAAUUAUGAAUAUGAAUGAGCAAAAUAAACAAUUAGAGAAAGACAUUCAAGACUUAGAAUCUAAAAUUAAUAAACGCAAAAAUGAGCAAAUAGAUGGAGUUCUCACCAAGGAAUUGUUACAUCCAGUUCAUCCUGAGUCACCUAUCAUCAAAAGCUCCCUAUGUUUUAAGGAGCAGACUCUGUUACCUGUGAAUGAUACUCUUCGAACUAUAGAGGGCAGCAACCCAGCGGAUAAUCGUUACAGUGAAUACGCCGAGGAGUUUUCCAAAUCUGAAGCUGCUGUGGUCAGCUUAGAGUAUGGGGUGGCAAGAAUGACUUGUUAGACUCCUAAAGUAUUUUCUGGACUGACUGUAAUGCAAGAAUUGGAUCAUUGUAAGGAUGAUCUGUGUGCAUGAUGAAAAGGAAUUUGUCUAAUAAAGAUCUUAGAGUUUAAUAGUAGGUUAAUCAUUUAAGGAAGGAAAAUAACUGCUCUUGUGAGAGGAGUUAGUGUAACUGCAUUUCUAGUAAGGAAUGACUUUCAGUUCUUUAAGAAACAAGUGAUACUGACAUUUAUUCAAAACACAAUUUGCAUUGUAUACUAGCAAAUUGACAUUUCUGUAUGAUUUAUAUGAUAAUUAGAGUCAAACAUAAGUAGCUUUACCUUACUAUAAUUUAAUUACCAGUAAACAGAACUUGACAAGGCAGUCCCUUAAUAAAUGACAUGGCAUGUUCUUUCAAUUAUGCAACCAUGUAACUGAAUUUUUACAUAUUUUACCUAUAGUGAUGUUUAAUGUUGUGCCAUGAAAAAUAUUUCUAAGAAAGCCUUAAAAUCUCAGUUUAUUCUUUACUCUUAGGUUUUAUAGCCGAGAGCAGAAUUUUGUGUUUGGUUUUCUUUUUGCCAGCUUUGUUUUAUCUGUGAAGUCUGUACUCAUUACUGCAGGCCUUGCAUGCUACACUACUCCUAUAUAGAAAGUUGCACAGGCACACUGUUAAGUUCAUGUGUAGCUUAUCCCGCUUCCAUAGUCAAAAUGAAACCACAGUUUUUAUUCUAUUUACAAUUUGCUUAGUACUACAUUUGAUGCCUUAUUAUUUACAACAUAGGUUAUUGAUUUUUUAAAAUAUGUUUUAAGCACAUUUGACCAUCUUUCAUAUAUGGGUUACUGCAUUCUAUUGAUUCUUAUUUUGUGGUUGGCUUUAUUCUUUUGAUAACUGUAUUUUUAAAAAUACAAAGUUCUAAAGCUGUUUUUAGAGCAAUGAAUAAUACGUACAUAUUUUAAAGUUGUUUUAUCUCUCAAUGAGUUAUUGCUCUUCCUAGAAUAUUUUACUUUCAGUUUACCUAAACAUUUUGGGAUAAAAAUCAAAAGGGGAAUACAGAUAGUUAUAUUUUGCUUGGUUAUAUAAAUCUUAAAGCAGUCAUUUCUAUAUGGAAUACUAUUUUCUGUUAAUAUAUAAGUAAAAAGAGGAAAAUGAAAGGUAGCCUAAUACAAAGUUAAUAUUUAACAAAAACAACUUAACUGCUGGGAAGAGUUUCAUUUUGCCAUGUUUUGAAAAAAAAGCACUGGUAGUUGAUGGUUAGGCAACCCACAUUCACACAGGGCCUGGAUGCCUGAGGUAGGACUGCUGGAGCCAGCUGGCUUCAGAAUAGAAAAUAUAAGUAACAUGGUGGCACGAACUAUAAUUCAAGGGUAUAAAGAAAUCUGCAAAGGGCCCUUCAUGCUUCUCUUUAUUAUACCUAUAUCUAUUAUUAGUUUUGAGCAUAAAUAUCUUUUUCAAGUGGAACAAAAGCUUUAUUGUAUGAGAACUUAUCAAAUCCCAUUUAUUUUUCCAAUGCUUUUCUGUAACAAAUUAUGUAAUUAAAAUACCCCUUUAUAAGCAGUAACAGAAAUACACUGUAUAUAAAAUAUAAUUUGUGAUAUUUAAGCACUGGGACAGGAAACUUAAUCUUUGUGACCACAAAGGGAAAGCUUUUGUGCCUUGUUAUUUGGUUCCAAUACUGAUUGUGGUUUUAGAAUCUUCCAUAGAAGACAUUCUAUAGUCAGCUCUUUGGUUUAUUAUCUUACAGUCUUCAACUUGAGGCAGAUAUAUGUAUGUUUAUGUGUUCUCACAUGGACUGAAAAAUCAGUUAACAUUCUAUAUAGGGUAUAUAUUGGCAAAAGGCAGAUUGUGUAUGUCUUAUAAAGUUGGAUUUAUGUUCAAUGUGUUUGGGAAUGUAUAGCAUGUAAAUUAUUUCAUAUAUUAUUUAAAGGUAAUUAAAUGUUCAGGUUUUACUUUAAAUGUUUUGCUUUUGGGGAAAAAAAAUGGGAUCAAGUUGUAGUUGUUUGUUUUCCCUCUCCUCGGCAAAUGGAUCUGCACCUUACACUAAUCAUAACAGUAUCAGGUUUGAGCACUUCAUUUUCCAAAAGACAGAUGUUGACAGUGGGCUAAAAGUUCCAGCAAAUAUAGCUGGUAACGUCAUUAAAUUUUCCUUUUGUGGUCUUGUCACUUCCUGUUGUUAUAAUCAGGAUUUUAUCUUGCCCUUACCAACUUGUUGAUGGAAGGCAGUGUCCAAUGAGUAUGCACAUUCAAACUGAAACGUCUCUUCAAAGGCAGAUCUGGAUGUAAACAUGAGGAAGAAAAUGAUUGGCAGAGAAGAAUAUUCAUUUUAUUUGUGGGUGUUAUGAACAGGGUUAGCUAGGCUAGAAAUAGCUCAGGGAGUCUUGACUAAAUCAAGAUGAAAGGAACUUUCCUUCCUAUCCUCCAAAUUCUCUUUAUUUGGUGGGAUAGCAGGACAGUGCAGUAGUAUCGGGAUACUAAAAAUAAAAAAAUCAGGUUUUACAGCACAUAUUUAGAGUUGUUUUCAGUUACCAGCAAAAUUGAGAGAAAAGUCCAGAUAUUUCCCAUAUACCCCUGACCCCACACAUUCAUUGCUUUCUCUAUUAUCAGCAUCUCCCACCAGAGUGGUACAUUUGUUACAAUUGAUAAGCCUACAUUGAUGCAUCAUAAUCACCCAAAGUCCAUAGUUCAGAGUUUUAGCAUAUAUUCUGUGGGUUUGAACAAAAUGUAUAAUGACUUUUAUAGUACCAUACAGAGUAUUUUCACUUCCCUAAAAAACCUUUAUGCUCUGCCUAUUCAUUCCUCCUCUUCUUCCCCUCAACUCCUAGGAACCACUAACCUUUUUACUGUCUCCAUAAUUUUAGCAGAAUGCCAUAUAGUUGGAAUCAUUUAGUAUGUAGUCUUUUAGAUUGGCUUCUCUCACUUAGUAAUAUGCAUUUAAAGUUCCUUCAUGUUUUUAUCAUGACUUGAUGACUUUGUUUCUUUCUUUCUUAGCACUGAAUAAUCUUCAUUGUCUAUAUCUACCAGAGUUUAUUUGUCUAUUCAUCCACUGAAGGCCAUCUUGGUUGCUUUCAAGUUUUAGCAAUUAUUAAUAAAGUUUCUAUAAAUAUCCA